GUGCUUUAGACAUUUCGUUUGAACGUGGUUUGCAUUCGCGUGAGAUGUUGACAUAAACAUAACAUAGUUGUCAAAAUAUUGUUCCUAAAUGUUUUCUAAUAAUAAUUUGUAAAUUGACGAGUCAACGAAUCACAGCUGGCUCUAUUUUUCCAUGUGAUUUAAAAAUUCCUGAAUUUUUUUUAAUUUGCCGCACACAAUAUAAAGAAAUAUAAAGUUGUAUGACAUGGAAUGUACAAAAUGAAAGCUUGCUAUUAAAUCAACAUAAAUAUUCAAUAAUGAAUAACAUUUCUGGACAAUUUCGUAAAACAAUAUGGGACCCAUUUCUUAUAAUAUCUCAAAUAAUUGCUAUUCAAACUGUGAUGUAUUUCUGCCUUGGAUUAUGGAUUUGGAUCGUUACGACUUGUAUAGGAUCGACAAAAUCACUAGAUUAUAUUUUUCACUAUAAGCAGAUACAUGUUAGAGAUUUUGCUGGGCAAUUUAUCAUAAUUAUUUUUACCUUAAACGCAUUAAUCGGAGCUAUAGCAUUGUGGUGGCUAGUACAAAGAACAAAACAGUGUAUGGACUUUGCUUGUACUGCGCACUUGAUACAUUUACUAUGUUGUUGGGUAUACAAUUCAAGCUUUCCCUCGUUUAGUUGGUGGUGCCUAAAUAUCGUAUCGUUAAGUAUCAUGUGCGUUUGUGGCGAAUUUCUUUGUAUGAAAACUGAAUUACAAGCAAUACCAUUAGGUAUAAACAGUCAAAGAACCGCAUUAUAAACAUACGAAAUCGAGAACGAUAAAUAAAUGAUCUUUUAUUCUA
Ceratina calcarata is the source of this 798-nucleotide messenger RNA. RefSeq names its product Sys1 golgi trafficking protein (gene Sys1). The record is from RefSeq and is a predicted model, not a curated record. The transcript is spliced from 3 exons. The coding region runs from base 219 to 755 and encodes 178 amino acids. Gene Ontology annotation, biological process: Golgi to plasma membrane protein transport; Golgi to endosome transport; protein localization to Golgi apparatus. Gene Ontology annotation, cellular component: Golgi membrane; trans-Golgi network. NCBI's taxonomy places the organism in Eukaryota, Metazoa, Arthropoda, Insecta, Hymenoptera, Apidae.